Molecule: messenger RNA, 939 nt
Organism: Melitaea cinxia (Glanville fritillary)
Lineage: Eukaryota; Metazoa; Arthropoda; Insecta; Lepidoptera; Nymphalidae
Gene: Cbp53E
Product: calbindin-32
Exons: 11
Coding region: 1-939 (312 amino acids)
Biological process (GO): regulation of long-term synaptic potentiation; regulation of presynaptic cytosolic calcium ion concentration
Cellular component (GO): cytosol; terminal bouton; synapse
Molecular function (GO): calcium ion binding
Source: RefSeq, a predicted model, not a curated record
AUGAGUUCUGAAUCGCCGUCGUCAGCGAAAAAAUUGAAUUUGGAAAGAGCAUCGAAUUUUAUGAGACAGUUUCGCGAUCCCGAUUCCAGAGAACUGAAGAAAUUGUCAGCAAAUCAGUUCAUGGAAGUGUGGAGCCACUACGACGGAGAUGGUAAUGGCUACAUCGAAGGCACAGAGCUGGAUGGCUUCCUGAGAGAAUUUGUCUCUAGCGCCAAUUUUACUGAUAUCAGCCCGGAUGCGGUGUCAGAUUCAAUGCUGGUCGAGUUAAAGGCAUGCUUUAUGGAGGCUUAUGAUGACAACCAAGAUGGAAAAAUUGACAUACGGGAACUAGCACAACUCCUGCCGAUGGAAGAAAACUUUCUACUGCUGUUCAGAUUCGACAAUCCAUUGGAAUCAAGUGUAGAAUUUAUGAAAAUCUGGCGGGAAUACGAUACCGACGGAAGCGGAUACAUUGAAGCUGAUGAGCUCAAGAAUUUUCUCCGAGAUUUGCUGAAGGAAGCGAAGAAAAUAAACGACGUUUCUGAAGACAAACUCAUUGAGUACACCGACACAAUGCUCCAAGUGUUUGAUUCGAACAAAGAUGGUAGACUUCAACUUUCUGAAAUGGCUAAGUUGCUACCGGUGAAGGAGAACUUCCUGUGCCGACAGGUGUUCAAGGGAGCAACAAAAUUAACAAAGGACGACAUCGAACGCGUCUUCUCACUUUAUGAUAGGGAUAACAACGGUUCCAUAGAAAAUGAAGAGUUACGCGGAUUCCUAAAGGAUCUUCUAGAACUUGUUAAAAAAGACUAUGACGCGCAAGAUCUUCUCGAAUUCGAAGAAACAAUUCUUCAAGGCGUCGAAUACAGUAGUGAAGGGAAAAUCAGCAGGAAGCAACUGACGAUGAUCCUUCUAGCUCUCGCCAAGCAUAAUCAAGAAGAAGAGCCAUCGACUCCAUAA